This is a messenger RNA of Impatiens glandulifera, 1495 nucleotides long. RefSeq names its product mitogen-activated protein kinase 3. Gene Ontology annotation, cellular component: nucleus; cytoplasm. The record is from RefSeq and is a predicted model, not a curated record. Gene Ontology annotation, molecular function: ATP binding; MAP kinase activity. The coding region runs from base 89 to 1207 and encodes 372 amino acids. Lineage: Eukaryota; Viridiplantae; Streptophyta; Magnoliopsida; Ericales; Balsaminaceae. Gene Ontology annotation, biological process: protein phosphorylation; intracellular signal transduction. The transcript has 6 exons.
CUAACCAGAGAGAAGAUCCAUUCAUUCAUUCAUUCAUUCAUUGGAACUGUGUUCAAUCCAAUUCAGAAGAAACUGAUCGAUCAUUGAGAUGGCGGAUGUUAACUCGGCCGGACGCGUUCCUGAUUUUCCGACGGAGGUUACUCACGGUGGAAAGUUCAUCAACUACAACAUCUUCGGCAAUAACUUCGAGGUAACCGCCAAGUACAGGCCACCGAUCAUGCCGAUUGGUCGUGGAGCCUACGGUAUAGUCUGCUCGGUGUUGAAUACGGAGCUAAAUGAGAUGGUUGCUGUGAAGAAGAUUGCAAAUGCUUUCGAUAACUAUAUGGAUGCGAAGCGAACUCUUCGGGAGAUCAAACUCCUCAGCCAUCUGGAUCAUGAGAACGUAACCGCCAUAAAAGAUGUUAUUCCUCCACCACUGAGGAGAGAGUUUACUGAUGUGUAUAUUGCUACUGAACUAAUGGACACAGAUCUUCAUCAAAUUAUUAGAUCUAACCAAGGCUUAUCGGAGGAGCACUGCCAGUAUUUCUUGUACCAAAUUCUUAGAGGACUGAAAUACAUACAUUCGGCAAAUAUCAUCCACAGAGAUCUGAAACCUAGUAACCUGUUGGUGAAUUCGAAUUGUGAUUUGAAGAUAUGUGAUUUUGGUCUGGCCCGUCCAACAUCAGAGAAUGAAUUUAUGACUGAGUAUGUAGUUACAAGAUGGUACAGGGCUCCCGAGUUGUUGUUGAAUUCUUCAGAUUACACUGCAGCAAUAGAUGUGUGGUCAGUUGGUUGUAUCUACCUUGAACUUAUGAACAGAAAGCCUCUAUUUCCAGGGAAAGAUCACGUUCAUCAGCUCCGUUUAUUAACAGAGGUUCUUGGCACACCUAGCGAGUCUGAUCUUAGGUCUGUGAGGAAUGAAGAUGCAAAAAGAUAUAUCCGGCAGCUUCCUAACUAUCCUCGUCAACAAUUAAAGACGAUUUUCCCACAUGUCCAUCCAUUAGCUCUUGAUCUAGUGGACAGAAUGCUCACAUUUGAUCCCACUACAAGAAUCACAGUUGAAGAAGCUUUGGCUCAUCCAUACCUGGAAAGAUUACACGACAUAGCGGAUGAACCGGUGUGCCUAAAGCCUUUCUCAUUCGACUUCGAGCAUCAACCCUUGUCAGAAGAGGAUAUAAAGGAUAUGAUUUACCAGGAAGCUUUGGCCCGCAACCCAGAGUAUGCAUGAUCAAGAUCAAUGAACAAUUAUAUAUAUAUAUAUAUAUAUUAUGAGGACAACCACUUUUGUUUUGUUUUGUUUUGUUUUUUUACCAUUAAUGCUCAAUAAGUUGUCCAAUAAUCAUCAUUAGACUUGUAUUUCUUUUUCUGUCUCUAUGGUUGUUCUUUUUUGUGUACAGCAGCAGAAUCAUCAUCUUGUAAACCAUUUUUAGCUUUGUUUUAUUUAUUUUUUCGGUUUUGUCUGGAACACCAAUUUAUUACUUGAGAGAAUGUUAUAAUAGAUCCUUUGUGCUUUAAU